Molecule: messenger RNA, 1194 nt
Organism: Sorghum bicolor (sorghum)
Lineage: Eukaryota; Viridiplantae; Streptophyta; Magnoliopsida; Poales; Poaceae
Product: transcription factor UNE12
Exons: 7
Coding region: 121-954 (277 amino acids)
Biological process (GO): regulation of transcription by RNA polymerase II
Cellular component (GO): nucleus
Molecular function (GO): DNA-binding transcription factor activity, RNA polymerase II-specific; protein dimerization activity; RNA polymerase II cis-regulatory region sequence-specific DNA binding
Source: RefSeq, a predicted model, not a curated record
ACCACUUCCCCUUCCCCAGCAGAGCAGAGCAGACCAACCGCUUGUCGCGAGCCGCCCGAAGCUUCGGGCCCUGACGCGUGGGCCCCGACCGCGCCCGCCCCCGCCCCCGCGUCGCCGGGCAUGGCGGGGCAGCCGCCGCCGCCCGGGGGCUCCGAGGACGACUUCCUCGAGCACUUCUUCGCCUUCCCCUCCGCGGCCUCCGCCGCCGCCGGGGGACACGCGGGCGCCGGUGCCGGCGGGGACCACCCCUUCCCCCUCGCCCUCAGCCUCGACGCCGCCGCCGAGCCCAAGCCGGACCGUGACCCCGUGCAGCUCGCCGGCCUCUUCCCGCCGGUGUUCGCUGGCGCCGGCGGCGUGCAGCAACCGCACCUCCGCGGCCCACCGCCUCCGCAGAUGUUCCAGGCGCAGCCGAAGCCGGGCGAGGGAGGCAUGGCGCCGCAGCCGCCAGCCCCACGGCCCAAGGUGCGCGCGCGGCGGGGGCAGGCCACCGAUCCCCACAGUAUCGCGGAGAGGCUAAGGAGAGAGAGAAUUGCAGAAAGGAUGAGGGCAUUGCAGGAAUUGGUCCCCAACACAAACAAGACAGAUAGGGCAGCUAUGCUAGAUGAGAUCCUUGAUUACGUGAAGUUUCUUAGGCUUCAAGUAAAGGUUUUGAGUAUGAGCAGACUUGGUGGUGCUGGUGCAGUUGCACAGCUGGUUGCUGAUAUUCCACUCUCAGUUAAGGGUGAGGCAAGCGACAGUGGGAGCACACAGCACAUAUGGGAAAAGUGGUCAACUGAUGGCACAGAAAAGCAGGUAGCGAAGCUGAUGGAAGAAGACAUCGGGGCAGCGAUGCAGUUCCUUCAAUCCAAAGCGCUAUGCAUGAUGCCGAUCUCGCUUGCAAUGGCAAUCUACGACACCCAACAUUCCCAGGAUGGCCACUCACUGAUGAAGCCUGAGCCCAACACAUCCUCGUAGUAUAGUAACAUCAACCCUAGCGUGCAUUUCAACCCCCUAAUACUAUUAGGCACCGAUAUAUCCAAAAAAAAAAAGUGUAUGAUAUACGGAGCGUUCCAAUGUGCUAACCGUGAGAUAGGAAAGGACCUUAAAUUGGUAUAUGAUGUAGCCUCCCCUUUCCCUAUUUUAUUUCAAAUCAAAGCAGCCUUGGUUGCAAGGAUAUAUGGUAAGCUCAAUAUAUUCUGCUCAUGCUCAUGCUCA